AUGCUAGUGGAGUUUCUAUCACCAUCUGAAGAGAGUAAAACAUUAUCGAUUACGGUGGAAGAUGAUGAGAUAUGCACUUCAAAAGAUCACAAUGACUCGUUGAUUAAUGUGACAUUAAAAGAUGAAAAAUCAUUAGAAAGAGAAACAUGGCCAACAAAAUGUGAUUAUUUGAUAACAACAUUAGGAGGACUAGUAGGACUAGGCAGUAUUUGGCGUUUUCCCUAUUUGGCAUUUCAAAAUGGUGGAGCAGCGUUCGUUAUUCCAUACUUUAUUAUUAGUUCACUAUGUGGAAUACCUUUGUUGAUCAUGGAAACUGCUCUCGGUCAAUUUUCGUCGAAAGGAUCAGUAGGUUGUUGGGAUUUUGCACCAGUUAUGAAAGGCAUUGGUAUUGCAUCAGUAUUUAUCUCAUUUUUCGGAGCAUUAUAUUAUGUUAUUAUUAUGGUUUGUGUGGUUGCAUCUGUUGAAAAAUUUUGGAGUGUUUCUGUAUUGAAUAAAUCACACGAUCUAUCUGGUCUAUUAACAUUUCAUUGGCCAAAUGUUGUGGGUUUAUUUUCGUUAUUUCCGUAUGUGCCGAUGAUCGCUUUAUUUAUUCGUGGCAUUACAUUGGAAGGUUCAUGGUACGGAUUACGGUACUAUAUAAUACCCGAUGUCAAACGGCUGUUGAGCGCUAAAGCGUGGACUCAAGCUGCUGGUCACGUUUUGUGGGCCUACGGUAUUGGAUGGGGCAUCAUUCCUGCACUUUCUUCUUACAAUCGUUCAGAUUAUAAUUUUUUUCGUGAUACUCUCAUAACUGGCAUAAUAAGUAUAUUAACAAACGUUUUUAGUGGUUUUAUCAUUUUUCCGGUAUUAGGAUUUAUGGCUGUAAAAAAGAAUGUGACUAUUGACAAAGUCUUAUCAAGUGGUGACGGAUUGGCAUUUAUUGUAUAUCCGAAAGCUAUUUCAUUGAUGCCAUGGGCUCAUUUUUGGGCUGUUACAUUUUUUAUCAUGAUAUUUUUAUUGGGCAUUGAUUCUCAGUUUGUAACAUGUGAAUCAGUAUUAACAGCCGCAAUUGAUAAAUUAGCUCAACUACGUCAACAUAAAAAAUUACGCCGUGAAACAGUUGUAGCUAUUUAUGUUUUGAUAUCGUUCCUUUGUGGUCUACCAAUGUGUACAAAAGCUGGCUAUUACAUUUUCAAUUUAUUUGAUUCUUAUAUUUGUGGUCCAUUACCAUUAUUGAUCAUCUGUAUUGCUGAACUAUUUACCGUUCUAUUUUUGUAUCGUAAAAAUUUUCUGUCUUGGUUUAAACAAUGGCCGCCCGAUGUAUGGCCAGGAAAAUUAUUUAUAAUGCAUAUAAAUGAUACAUUAAAACAAAAUUUGACAUAUAUCUGGCUAUGCUGGUUAUUUGUUAUUCCCAUUUGGUUAUUUGGCAUGCUUGGUAUGAUUUUGAGUACAUUAAAACCAAUUACAUUCGAAAACUAUAUUUAUCCUUUACCAUUUCAAAUAAUCGGUUAUUUCGUAAUGAGCAUAUCUCCGCUAAAUGAUAUAUUUGUUGAUUAUUUUAAUGAAUUUUUAAAAUGCAAUGCCUUUCCACAAUUAAUUGAAUAUAAUCGUGAGUCACAUACAUUUUUGGAACAGAAAAGUGACCAUAACAAAAAUAAACAUGAUGAUAGUGAUGAACAGAAUAAUGACGAUAAUCUCUUGUUUGAUCGCGUAUUUCAAUUUGAUGAUAUUAAAGUUGGUGAUAAUACUAAAACAAAAACAUUUGAUAAACUACGUCAAGCACAAAUGAUUGAAUGGGCAAGAAGUGAACGUUUACAAUUAUUUUGGCGUACAGAACUUUAUCGGGAGUAUAAAUUAUGUAAACAAAUUCUGAGACCAUUGACAACAGAAAAAGAUGGAUCAUUAUAUUCUAGUCAAGGAAUUGGUGGUUAUAGUCGUCAAAGUAUCUAUACAGCUCAAACAUUGUCAUCAACAGAAAAUUCAAAUACGGAUUAUAUUGAUGAAUUAGAUAAUAUUACGAACAAAAAUAAUAGUGGCAGUAAUGUAAAUGCCAUCUUUGAAGAUCCAUUGUUAGUCUUAGAACUUCGCAUGCCAAAAGCAUUUCUGAGACCGGGUAGUCGAGCGUACAGUGUCCCCGUUUACAUAGAAAGUACCAAAGCGCUAUAUACGAAACCAACAGAAUCCAAAUUAAACAAAAUGUCAAAAAGAUCAACUAGUAGUAAAACAAGUGAAAAAAAAUCAACAUCAAAAGAUACAACUACAAUGUCUUCUCUGGGUGAAAAUAUGGAUGUUGCUCAAACCUCACUUGCACUAGAAGAUGAACGUUAUUUGCCAAAUGUAAAUGAAAUUAUCUAUGAUGAUGAUGAAGAAUUUCUUGGUUUUGAAUUACAAAGUUCAACAAAUCAAUUGAAAUACAAAUAUUUAGGUUCCUUUUCUUUUGUUAAAGGUUCCUAUGCAGGUAUGCAAGAUUUUAUUGAAUUUCUUAAAUCUACAAAUGGUUAUGAUUUAUAUCGUUUUUGGAUGGAUUGUGAAUUUUAUAAGGAUACAAUGGAAGGAUUGGAUGAUGUUAAAAACAUUGUGGCACGUACACGACUAUUUCGGGAUUUAAAUGAAAAAUAUCAUUUUCCAUUCAUGUGUCAUUUAAAAAAUAAAAUUCGAACAUCCUAUAAGGAAAAUAAAGAAGGUUCAUUAACCCAUGAAGUUUUUCUACAAGUUCAAUAUGAUAUUCUUAGAAGAUUACGUAUUUAUUGGUGUUCGAGAUAUAUUAUUCAUCAAUUAUUCAUUCAUAAUCAUCAAUCACAAGAUAAUUUUUCAUCAAAAUAUGAACUAUCUAGUGUUAAUUUAUAUCCAAUUGACAAUAAAGUUGUACCAAAUUUAACCGAAAUGACACAAAUAUUUUUAUCGGAUGAUUAUACAAAUAAAAAAACACAUACAAAAAAUUUGAUAUUAAAUUAUAAACAAUCACCAAUAGAAAUAGAAUUAGAUCGUAUAUAUUCGACAAAAUUUAUGAAAAAAUUUUAUAAAUCAAUGAAACAAGAUAAAAUAGCGGGUGGACUAUUUCUUCGAUAUAUAACCUAUAAUGAACGAGAUUUAUUACCGCUCAUAUUAUUUUGUUAUGAUGUAGAUGAUUUUCAUUAUUCUGAUCUAGAUGAUAAAGUAUUAGAAGGACAACAUGCAUUAUCGAUUAUUAAUACGUAUCUUGGAAAUUCUGCUAAAUUACCUUUAAAUGAAUAUUUACCAAACAUUGAUAUUAAAACAAUGAUAACGUGUAUAAAAACGCAUGAGUUUGAUAAACUAUUUUUUGAAACACUUUAUAAACAAGCUUUAUUAUUACUGAAAGAUGCAUGGUUAAGAUGUUUGAGAGAUGAUAUAGAUCGAUUAACAACAGCGUAUUAUCUUCCAGAUCAAGACAGAAAUACGAGCAGUGAAGAUGAAGCAGAAGAUGACGAAGAAGAUGAGGUUAUGCAACCCGAAAAGACUGUUUAUAAUCACCAUUCGGCAAAGAAAAUAAAAGAAAGUCGAUUAAAUGCUGUAUCAAGAUUAAAAUCACCGAAUACUGAAAUGAACGUGACAAACGAUGUUAUUUAUGUAAAACGUCCAUGGGUCGAACGAUAUCUUUCGUCAGCUACCAGCGAACGACAACAACGUCUCAUAAAAGCAAUUGAUUUUUCGAUGACAGAUGAAGAACGCCAACGUAUUCGUGUUGAAAGACUUGAGCGUGUAAAAAAAAUUGAAACAGCACGUAAGAAAGCCUUAAAAGCAGCGAAACAACGACGUUUACGUGGUGGUGAUAAACGUAGUAGUAUAUCAAGUCAUUUUACAGCGAGUACUGGUAAAAAUGAUGGUACUUUGUAUAUUGAUCGUAUAUUAAAUAGUUCGACAACGAAAGAUAACAAACGUAUAAUAUUAAACUAUUUCCAACGACGUCUUAAAUCAAAAAAUAUCAAACUCGAUAAUAAAUUAACGUUAGUAUUUGAUAUAAUGAAAUUUAUGGAUGCAACUAAUCAUUUAGAAAAACAACAAAUGCUUGAUCGAAUGAAAAAAUUUUAUCUUGAUGUUCAGUCAAAACGAACAGUAAUACCGUUAAAUGAAAAAUUAACACAACAGUUAAGUGGUGGUAGACCCGAUUCACCAUUUUUACGUUCAGCGUAUAAAGAGUUACGCAACGAAUUAGAAGAUGAAUUUGUAUCAUUUUGUGAAGAUUGUGCAAGAGAAUUUCAAAUUGAAUCAGUUGAAGAAUUUCUAUCAAAAUCGAGUACAGAAUUAACAAUGUUGUUCAAUGAAGCGGGUGAUUAUUUUACAAAUGGUGGUGAUAAACUUGGUGAUGAUGAUGAUCAAACAGCAACAAGUGGAAAUGAUGAAUAUGAAAAAAAUAAUGAUGGUCGAGGUAAACCAACAAAAAAACAUUUUACAGAAUUAUUUAAUUUGAUACAAGAUGCAGCUGUUGGAAGAUACAAUCCAAAAUUUUUCUAUUUCUAUGCCUAUUUAACACAUUUUGUGAAUAAAGAUAAAGUACCAUAUUUAGAUCGUGAUCUUUUAUUUUGUAUUGAUGUAUCACGUAUUAAAGAGAUAGCUAAUGAUGCCAUGUUACAAGCAAAAUUAAAAUAUAUUCUCGAAACAUAUUUAGAAUCAACAACUCCACCAGCAAUUCAAAUUGAUAUAACGAAUUAUGAAUUAAAUAUGCGUAUGAUAAAAUCAUUACAAAAAGCCCUUCAGGCGAGUGUACAUGAAUACAGUGCGUUUGAAGAGGCGAGAAUGCAAUUAAUUAAAGAAAAAUUAGUAUUUUAUUAUGCCGGUUUUAAAAAUUAUUUAUUUCGUCAAAAUAAUGCGAAUGAUCGUCUUAUAACAAAAUCAACUUAUCCCGUUAUGAAAACAACAGUUCAACAAAUUGCACAAAUUAAACAAAAACCAUCGGCAGUCGUAAAUGUUCUCAUAACAGAAGUAAAUGAGAAUGAACAACCACAACCGGAACGAAAAGUAGUGCCGCGUAAAGCGAUCACUGUUCUUUCAAGACAUUCCACUGUGACCCCCCCGCAAGAUCUAACAGCAAUUACAAAAACACAACGAGUACUCGACGCACGCAUGGACGAAUUUCAACGUAUCAAAUCGCCAAAAGUGUCUGAUGUACAAUUUCCAAAAAA
This is a messenger RNA of Didymodactylos carnosus, 5120 nucleotides long. Lineage: Eukaryota; Metazoa; Rotifera; Eurotatoria; Philodinida; Philodinidae. The record is from the annotation of a GenBank genome assembly.